Cylindrotheca closterium is the source of this 1332-nucleotide messenger RNA. Lineage: Eukaryota; Bacillariophyta; Bacillariophyceae; Bacillariales; Bacillariaceae. The record is from the annotation of a GenBank genome assembly.
AUGUCACAUGAAGUUCAAAAGCCUAUUUUUGCAGCCGCAUCAGCAAACCACCAGGGGGAUGAUAUUGAUUUCAACGAGAUCUUCUCAGAAUACUUCACAAAUGAAUUUGAGAACCCCAUCGAUGCCUAUACUGGCACAAUGGGCAACUCUUCAGGAGGCGUUGUGGCGAUGCAACAAGUUGUCGCUGGAUCACCGGGUGCCCAACAUUCAUUGGCUGUGGCCGGGGCAGAAUCGCUCCCUACAGGUGGGAUAAGAACAGCUUUUCAUUCCGCAGCUGCGGCAGCUGGUGUUGCUCCUGGAAGCCAAGGAGGCCACUAUCAACCGACGAAAAAGGCAAAGGUUGAGUCUCAUGCAGGGAUUGCCUUUUCUCAACCGGGUGGAUUGACUAGUCGGCUUGGUGUACCAAUGCCACUACUACAAGGUCAAAAUGGCUUACAAGGUAUGGCGGCGCAACUAGGUGCGAAUCCAACAACUGCCGGCGUAGCACUUCCAGUAGGUGUAGGUAUUCGAUUGGGGGGGGCAGGAGGGGUUGCUCCCACCACCGCACAGCACGCUGCACGGACUGGUGGUCCUGGCUUUCUUUGGGGUGGGCCACAAGCACCCGGGAUAUCAAAUCAAGCAAUAGCAGAAAGACGGCAACGAAAUAGGGAGCACGCCAAACGCAGUCGUGUACGGAAGAAAUUCAUGUUGGAAUCGCUCCAAGAACAGGUCUCGUCCCUACAAUCCGAAAACCAGCGACUUCGUACACUGAUUCAGGAUAAUAUUCCUGAGCAUGCGCAGAAAAUAAUAUCCGAAUGCUGUUCAAAGAAUACCCUUUUCGGAGACAAAGUUACUGCACAAUCAGAAGAAAAGAGAGCAACCGCGCUUGUGCGAUCCGAUUUUCAACUCAUGGAAAGUUUGACUUCAGGGCAACAGAAUUUUGUACUGUCAGAUCCACGUUUACCGGAUAAUCCUAUCGUGUUUGCGACACCAGGAUUCUACAAGCUAACAGGGUAUUCUCAGGAACAGGUUCUUGGACGGAACUGUAGAUUCCUACAGGGUCCAGGUACAAACCCGAAGACUGUUGACAUCAUCCGCAAGGCUAUCGCGACUGGAUCGGAUUGCACUGUAUGUAUCCUGAAUUACAAGGCUGAUGGGACUCCUUUCUGGAACCAAUUCUUUGUUGCUGCGUUGAGAGAUUCCGACAAUUGUAUUGUGAAUUAUGUUGGCGUGCAAACAGAAAUCGAACCGGAUGCCGGUGCCAAUGCCCUUGAAGAUCGGGUAAAUGCUGUCUUACCACUCCAGAAUAAGGAUGAGGAAGAUGGUGACGAUUGCGACGGUUCAAUGUUGUAG